This is a messenger RNA of Chiloscyllium plagiosum (whitespotted bambooshark), 3467 nucleotides long. Lineage: Eukaryota; Metazoa; Chordata; Chondrichthyes; Orectolobiformes; Hemiscylliidae. The record is from RefSeq and is a predicted model, not a curated record.
CUUCAUAUCACUUGAACACAGUCGCCGUGAAAUGCAUCGCUUGGGGGUGUUUGUUCUGAUUCUGCACGUUUCAAUGGAGCUCAGGAACCCCACGUUGUUGGGGCCGCACGCGCCAUGUGGUGGGAUAUUGAAGGUUUAUGACCGAGGUCAGUGGAAGUUCGUUUGUAGUAAUUCGUGGGAUUCAGCUGCUGGAGAGGUUGUCUGCAAGCAAAUUGGCUGCGAGUUUUAUGUCACAGUACAGAUACAGUCCAUUCCACAUGGAUCUGCCUUCCUGGAUAAGAUUCAGUGCGAAGGAACAGAAUCUUCAUUGUCGGAGUGUGCACUCAGUCCUUCCGGCCAGCAGAAGUGCAAGACUAAGACGGGCGUAUUCGUCAUCUGCAGCGGGGCAGUGAAUCAAAACCUGAUUUUUGGAGAUGGAGAUAGCCCAUGUGCUGGAAGACUUCAAGUUUACCUCCUUGGCUCAUGGCAACAUAUUUGUGGUCAAACGUGGGACAUGAAUGACGCUCAUGUUUUCUGUAAAUACCUCGGAUGUGGCGAAGCUGUAUCAGCAUCAGCAUCUCAGUUUGGAGGUCCCAAUUUGCCUGUGCUAAAUGUUGAAAUUGGCUGCAAAGGCAGUGAGAAGAUGCCCUGGGAUUGUGAAAUUAUUACUGAUAUUUACAGAACCUGUUCGAGAGAAGUGGAACCAGCUGGUGUCAUAUGUUCAGGAAAAAGGAGACCACGGUUAAUUGGUGGUAAUGAUACUUGCUCAGGAAGAGUGGAAAUAAUGUUUGAUGACACCUGGAACACAGUAUGUGAUACCCAUUGGGAUUUACAAGAUGCAGCUGUGGUCUGCAAUCAACUCAGUUGUGGGGCUGCAAUCUCAACUCCAGAAGGUGCAUACUUUGGAGAGGGAAAUGGGCCAAUAUGGAAUUAUAUCCACGUUUGCACUGGCAAUGAAAUCCGUUUGACUGACUGCCCAAUUGCAUCCAGGGGCCACCAUGACUGCACACACAGAAAUGAUGUUAGUGUCAUCUGUUCAGGUGAAGAUUGGCAGUUACGAUUGGCGAACGGAGAGAGCAUUUGCGAAGGCCGUGUAGAGGUUUAUUAUGACGGUGUCUGGGGGAGAGUGACUGACACUCAGUGGAAUUUCAAUGAAGCAGAAGUGGUGUGCAGACAGCUGAAAUGUGGUUCUGCAAUAAACAUUUACAACCACUUGAAGUUUGGGAAAGGCACCGGACCGACCUGGCUCAGUAAUGUCAGGUGCAACGGGAGUGAACCCUUCCUUUGGAAUUGCACUUUUACAAAAUCGGAGCAGUCAUCAAUUGGAGAUGACGUGGGAGUGGUGUGCUCUGAUCAAAUUCAGAUAAGACUGGUGGAUGGUGGAAGUGACUGUGCUGGAAGGGUGGAACUUUACUACAAUGGAAGCUGGGGAACUGCAUGCGAUGAUUCCUGGGAUUUAGCAGAAGCCCAGGUUGUUUGUAACCAACUGAAAUGUGGACAAGCUCUAACUGCAACAGUUUCCAGUUGGUUUGGUCCAGGAGUGGGGCCUAUUUGGUUAGACUGUGGAGUGAAUGAUUCUGUUCUAUGGGAAUGUCUGAUGGAGUCAUGGAGUGACAGUGACUGCAAUCAUAAAGAAGAUGCUGGUGUUAUCUGCUCAGACUACAGAGCUGUUAGGCUGCAGGAUGGAGCAAACCCAUGUCAGGGCAGAGUCGAAGUUUUCUACAAUGGGACCUGGGGGACUGUUUGUGCUGAUUCUUUUGAUAUGGAGGAUGCGGAAGUUGUUUGUAAACAGCUCAGCUGUGGAUCUGCCCAAUCUGUGGAUGUUGAUGUUACAUUUGGAAGCGGUUCUGGACCGAUCUGGCUCGAUGAUGUGAACUGUCGCUUGCAUGAUAUGUUCUUGUGGCAAUGUCCAUCUUCACCAUGGGGUGAACAUAAUUGUGACCACCAGGAAGAUGUUGGAGUUAUCUGUUCAGAACUAAUUCCAAGGAAAAUACGCAAUGUGGGAGACAUGAAGAACAGUAAAACGCAACCAGCUUCAGAAAAGUUUGAAUUGCAGCUGGCUGCAGGAUUUAAUAAUUGUUCUGGAAGAGUUGAAAUAUUCAUCAAUGGUACAUGGGGAACAGUUUGUGAUGAUUCCUGGGAUAAGCAGGAUGCUGCUGUGAUCUGUCGGCAUUUAAACUGUGGUAUUCCAAUCUCACCUCUGGAAGAGGUGCUGUUUGAAAGAGGAAAUGGCACAAUAUGGAUUGAUGAAAUUAAAUGCAAGGGGAGUGAAUUAUUCCUGUGGGACUGCCAAUUGUCAGUAAUGGCCAAUCAUGACUGUGAACAUAAAGAAGAUGUCAAUUUGAUAUGCUCUGGCCAUCAAGAAUUCACAGUGCCUUUCAACCAGCAAAGAAUUCCUCUCUUCAUCAUCCCUUGUGUUUUUGUUAUUCUUUUGAUUGCUGUGUCAAUUGCUUUGGCUGCAGAAUUACAGGGAGGCUUUCAGAAAGGCUACGGAAAGACACAAUAUCCUGCUAGUAGCUUUCCUGAGCCUGCUUAUGAAGAGAUUGAGAUUCACAACCUUAGAACAGGACCAGACACCCAAUCUAACAGUUCACUGAACAAACUGGAAUAUUAUACAGGAAGUGAGCUACAUGAGGGUGACGAUAUAUGUUUGCAAGAUUCAUUUGCUUCAUUUAGUACUGAAUUUGGAAGAGAAUAUGAUGACAUUCAAUAAUUUGAGAAGGAGCUGGGUUGACUUUCAUCAUUGCAUUACUGAUUUUUAAAAAAACCCACAUUGGUUAAUUAUGUUUCAUUAUUGAAUGAAAUAUGUAAUGUUACUGCAAUGACAAUGUGCAGCAGUUGCAAACUAGCUAAAUGAAUGAAAUAGUAAAUGAAAAAUGAUCUUUCAUACUGAGUAUAUUAAGUGUAAUUCAGUUCUAUGCUGUAGAGUAGUCUAUUGAUCUAUUUGAAUUGUUUGCUUUUAAAUUGUUCACAACCUUGAAUUCUAUCUGUUUUAAGGACUGAUGCUUACAUAUUUCUCUCAGAAAUGAAUAAGUAGUAUCUAAAACAUCUGAGAACUUUACUCACUUUCCAAAAUUGACUGGCAAAACAAUAUUUGGGAAGGAAAAUAUCAGCCUCAACAUCAACACUUACAGUUGCAGAUCAUGAAGAACUAGCAUCAUGAUUCUUAUGGAGUGACGCUGAAUGAAUGACAAACAGUAGUUGUAGAACUGCACUUCCAUCAAACAAAUGUAAGAUAAUAACUUACUUUUGCAGCAAACAGAGUUUGUUCAGUUAACGAAUCAUGGUUACUGACUUAAAAAAAACAAGAAAAUUACUUGGCAUGAAGUUGCAUUUUAUCAUUGUUGCAGUUGGAUCAAUGAAAACUGUUUGCAUGGGGAGAGGUGGUGGUGUGAGAGAGAUACAAAUCAGCCUUUUGUGGUUUGCAUUUACAUUCAUAAAGGUCCAAGAUAGGAAAAUAAAAAUAUGUUUCAAUUGCUUGACCAAUG